Molecule: messenger RNA, 1404 nt
Organism: Colletotrichum higginsianum IMI 349063
Lineage: Eukaryota; Fungi; Ascomycota; Sordariomycetes; Glomerellales; Glomerellaceae
Product: Multidrug resistance-associated protein 7
Exons: 4
Coding region: 1-1404 (467 amino acids)
Biological process (GO): transmembrane transport
Cellular component (GO): membrane
Molecular function (GO): ABC-type transporter activity; ATP hydrolysis activity; ATP binding
Source: RefSeq, a predicted model, not a curated record
AUGCCCGCCAGCGUCCUCUUCGUCGCGCCGCUUCUGGCCGCGUGCUACGCCCUCCAGCAGACGUACCUCGCCAAGCUGCGGGAGCUCCGCCACCUCGACGCCGAGAGUCGCGCGCCGCUCCUCGACCACCUCCAGGAGGCCGAGCGCGGCCGCGUCCUCUUCUCCGCACACGGCGUCCUCGAGGCCCGCGCCGCGGCGUUCGGCGACCUCGUCGCGCGCAACGUCCGCGCCCUCUGGCCGCUGUCGUGCAUCGACCUCUGGCUAGGCGUCCGGCUCGAGGUGCUGUCCGUCGUCCUGCAAGUCGCCGCGCUGGGCCUCCUGCUGGCCGGGUCCGCCGACCCGGGCGUGCUGGGGUUCGUCAUGACCUACGUCUUCCAGGUCACCGGCACCCUGAGCAACAUCGCCAAGAUCAGCGCUCAGUUCGAGGCGGACGCCGUAUCCGUCGCCCGCAUUGCCGAGUACUCCUCCGCCGUCGCCGUCGACGGGGAAGAAGACGGUUUCCCGGUCGAGCGUGACGGGUCGAACGGGUCGACGCCGUACUCGGACAGCGAUCCGUCUCCGGCUUGGCCACAGUUUGGCAGAGUCGAGUUCCGGGGCGUGAGUGCCAGUUACCAGCCGAGCCUACCGGAUUCUCUCCAGUCAGUCAGCUUCACCGUCAACCCGGGAGAGAAGGUCGCCGUUGUGGGACGGACCGGCGCCGGCAAGUCCUCGAUGGUGAUGUGUCUGCUGCGACUGAUGCACCAGACGGCCGGGGAGACCCUCAUCGAUGGCGUCGACAUCGCGGGCGUGACGACUGUGCGACUCCGCCGGAGCCUGGCUCUCAUGCCCCAGACCCAGAUUGUCUUCUCCGGGUCCGUCCGCCAAAAUCUCGAUCCGCUGGGCCUGCAUCAUGAUGAAGAAAUCUUGGAUGCGUUGGGAGUUUGCGGCGGGCCGGCCAUCAUCGACAAGCUUUCGGGGAUUAGAGACUCGGAAGAAAUACCAUUACUUGAUACCAUCGUGGGCCCCAACAUAAAUCUGUCCAAGGGCGAGCUCCAGCUGCUUCUUCUUUCUGGGGCAGUCCUUCAGAAAUCCAAGAUUCUCAUCUUAGACGAAGCUCCGUUGACCCAACCACCCAAGACAGAUCUAAUCAUUCUCCAAGCGACCUCGGGCAUGGACGCUGAGGCCGAGGCCCGGUGCCACGAAAUCAUUUGUGAGAACCUGAGAGACACCACCACGUUGGCCAUCUUGCAUCGACUGGGCUUGACCCUUCAUUACGACAAGGUUCUCGUUCUCGAGCGCGGCAGAGUCGUCGCGUUCGACACGCCCGCGGCGCUGCUGGCCCAGGGCCAAGGCCCUUACUUUUCCAUGGUGCAAGAGGAUCCCACCCUUAUGGCGAGGGCGAAGCAUUUGUUUGGGCUGGAGUGA